GGAUCUGCGAUCAGACUUGGACAUCAAGAGAUUUCAGCAGCAUUCGGGAGAGUUCACUGAUCAGUGGAAACAACAAAUCAGACGGGCUGAAACAUUACUCAGAUUUAAAAUUUCGGGCAGAAAGUAUCACAUUACUGAAUGAACAAUGAAACACUCUGUAGACAUGACUUUUUAGGGUAUUUAAAGAGAUCAUGACCUCAAUUAUUAUGAUUCAAGUAUUGGACAGCAUCAGAAAUAUUAAACAUAAGCAGUUCUCUGUGAGACUGAGCAGCACUCGGAAUCCAAGAACGAAGUCGGGGCUGUCAGACUGAAGAGCGGGUGCUUGUGUCUUCUUAAAGAGGAAAAGGGGAGCGAGAAUGUGACGGAGUGGGACAAUCUUUCAGACUGACAGUAGUUAAUAGUACUAUUAACAAAUUCGUCUUUUUACAAUAACAGCACGAGCAUGGCGCGCGCUUCCCUCAGUAACGCCAUCCUGCUCUCCUGUUCAAACUGAAGCCUGUGGACCAGAGCUGGGCUUUAUAACCAGCACACAUCGUCUUCUGGCUACAUCCUGUCGGUGUAACCUUCGAGAAAGCAUCUCCAAAGUAACUUCGCCUCGUCGUCCCUGGAGCCCGCUCAUGGGUGACACUGGACCGAAUGGCGUGCUACUACCUUGUGAUCAGCUCCACGCACCUCAGCAAUGGACACUACCGGAGCAUCAAAGGAGUUUUCCGGGGUCCGCUCUGCAAAAGCACCGGAGGCGAAUCACCGGUCUAUGCUGAGAAAGAAAAAGCCAUAGCAAAAGCCCUGGGGGAUUUGAAGGCUAACUUCUAUUGUGAACUAUGUGACAAGCAGUACCAUAAACAUCAGGAGUUUGACAACCACAUCAACUCCUAUGACCAUGCACAUAAACAGAGGCUAAAGGAGUUGAAGCAGAGAGAAUUUGCACGCAAUGUCUCCUCUAAGUCCUGGAAAGAUGAUAGGAAGCAGAAAAGAGCACUGAAACGACUGCACCAGCUCGCUCAACUCAAACAGCAGAGAGACAGCGAUGAACGGAAAGGUCAGAAGUUAAGGCCGACAAACAAAGAUAAGGAUCAAGUCAAAAUCCCCUCUUCUGGCAGUAGCAAGUUUAACACUAAACCAACUGCAUCCUCAGUCCAAGACACAAGUCAUAUCUCCACAAACGUCUCACUGAAAGGCUUAUCCUCCACUCGUUUACCCACACAUCAGGAACCGUGCCACAAAAAACACUCCUCACCACCAAAGUCCUCUGCUGAACACCAGAGCCCCAGGGCAGGGGUUUCAUUCUGUUUUUCCCGGCGAGCUCAACUAAAGCUUGACUCUUGUGCAUCUGUGUUCAGCGAUGGGCUUGAGGAGGCCAGUGACUACAAGGAGCUCCAUCACCACAGACAGAGGCUCGCCCUGGAGGCCCUCUGGUCAAGCCCUCCCAGAAUCCCAGGUAAUGGUGACCAUGAUCUCUCCCAUGAUCCUCCAACUCUGGAAUGGGUAAAUGGGGACUUGCAAGCACAGCAAAUGGAAGCACAAGAAGAACACGUGGAGGGCUUUGAAAUUCAGGCAAACUACAGCACAACAGAGCCAGAGAUGCUGGGGUGGCCUGACUCACACAGUCCUGGAGCAGACAGGGAGCCAGCUGGUUCAGAGGACAGAUUGGUUGAUGGGGGGCAGAGGCACAGGGCAGAGGGGGCUUAUGGGGGAUCAGAGGAGAGAGAAUGUCUCAAGUGCCUUGGCCCUACUGUUUACACAAAUGGACAGGGUACCAUGGCCCAAAGCCAACUCCAAAUACACGAAGGCUCACACCAACACACACAAAAAGUCAGCGAACAGGGUAUUAUGCAGAACAGGUUGGACUGUGUAUCAGAAAAAGAGACAGAGGAUGAUAACAUUCACAUAAGCUGCAAGGAUGAAAAUACAUAUCAGAGCGAUGAAGCUCCCAUUUCUUUCCUAAAUGUACUCAGCAAGGAGGGGAGUAUUCUGAAAUGGCCUUCUGAGCUGGUGCAGUAUACAUCUGACAAGCCACACAUAUCUUACAGUUGUAACCCCCUCUACUUUUAUUUUAAACAUGGGGAGGGCAAAGAGAAAAGCACGAAGACUGAGGAGACAGCUCUCGGUUUGUUCGACAGGCCCACAGGCCAGGAUAACAAAGCUGGGCCACAAACACAGGAUGUUCCUAGAGAUAAAUUAGGCAUUUUAAAACCAAAGAGAUCCAAGCACAGGAGAAAGGGGAAAACUCUUAGGUAUAAAUUAGAUGCUGUCAGGAGCUGGCAAGCAGGCUGUGCACUCAAAACCUGCUCACAGACAGAAGCCGGAGGACGCUUUGAAUUCCAAAACGCUCCAACUGACAUGUCACAAAACAAGCAAGCAGGCAGCGAGAAGAGGCACAAGCUCAGGAAGAGGAGACGAUCAGUGAGAGAUAAGACUUCAAAUGAAAGUGACACCCCAGAGCACAGCCUGAAAAGCAUUGUUGUAAGCUCGCUUUCCACCCCGGCACGUAAAAGGAAGAAAUAUCAAAAGAUGGGGGGGCUGGUGUCUGCUCUGCGUUUGAUGAGGCGAAGGCCUUCUCCAUACUCUAUUCACUACACAACAGGAAGAGAGGAUAAUUAUAGGUGGUAUGACGGAGGCUUCGAGUCUAAAAGGAAUGCUGCAUCAACUCCCAACAGCGACAAAUCUGGUUUGUUGGGCGGCCUGUCAGACUUGACCUCAGAUAGAGAUUGGCCUGUGUACCACAUGGGGAGAUGUUCCACCUCACCAAGAUCAAGCUAUUCAUACUCCUGGAGAAAGGAACAAAGCCACCCCAGGUCUUGCAUUAGAAAUUCCUCUUACAGUGUUCCUUGCUACAGUUAUAGGCCCAUGUCAAAUAGUCCGUGCAGAGAUGUCGAACAUACAGGAGACUUUUGGGAUUACACAGACUCUUACAUCUACAAUAAACUAAAAUAUUCAGCGGUUUGUAACAGCCCUGAGCAGAAUGAGAGGUACAGCGUCAGACGGCACAAAAGAUUUCUUGAGGAGCAUAAAUACAGAGAGCAACGAAUUCAAGAUAGAUGCAGGCAGUUGUUUUAUAGAGUCUAUGACAGCCCUGAACCUCAGGAGGAUGUCAAAGACUGGUGGUACGAAAGACUUGGCCCUAUAGGCAGGAGGCACAGGGAAAAAGAAGAAUUUUCCUGGUCAAGUCCAGAGAGAAGUGUUGACAGGUGGUAUGACAAGCCAGUGACCAUCCAUAGCCCCAGCUCCUCUAGUAGCACUAGCUUCUCUGACCUCAGUGGGGACUGGACUUGUCACUCUCAUAUUAGGCCAUCUCCCACUGGACAGAGCCAGAAACUUCGCAAUCAUUCAGCAGAGAGAUUGGUCAAAACCAAGGUCUCCCUUUCUCCUCUGAGAAAGAGAAGUCACACACCACCAUUAGUAACAAGUAAAACUUCUGCUCAGCCUAAUUCCUUAAAAUCAGGCAUAGAACAGGAGGAUAAUCAACACAAAACUCAAAACAUAUCAGAGUUAAAAAAUCAGAGCACAUCAGUUGAGAAGGAUGUUAAAGUAAAGAAAGGAAGUGCCACGCUUUCACUUCCACUCAUUGGUAAAUUACCCUCCAUUAAGAAAGGAGUAAGAAAAACAAGGUUAAAUAAAGAUGCAAGUCACAGUAUUAGUAACCAGGUUCAAACAUCUGCAAUUGUCCUGUCAAAACUACAAGUUAAAUCUCGGAUUGAUAGUAAGGCUCCGGAACACUCUCAGCACAAACAGGGGCUAUAUCCUAAUGCAUCCCAAGCUUGUCUUGAAAUGACUAACCAGGAUAGAUCAGCAGACACUUGUACUGCUAGAACAACUCUAGACCAAGACAGCUCUUCGUCACAGAAACUUAACAUCAGAGACCAAAUGGGCAAUGGAGAAAUGGCAAGUAUUGACUAUCCGAAAUGCAACAUGCCUCCCCUUUCUGAGCAACCAAUCACCUAUACCGAGCAAGAGAUUGAGAAGUACAAACUUCUCCAGCUCCAGGCCCAGCAGCAUAUGCAGCAGCAGCACCUUCAAGAGCAACAGGACCUACACCAAACACCUAUGAACAUGAGCCAAAUACCAGUUCAAAUCCCAGAACCCCCCGAUCAGACUACACUUUCAGCCUGUCUUCCAUACAGCUUACUCCAUUCCUCGUGUGCUUCUCCACCCUCUAUUGUUGCACCUCACCAUUCUCCUGUUGCCCUACUCCCUCCCCUUCAUCCUUCUCUUUCUCAGCCCCAUUUUGCCACUCCACUUCCUGCUGCGUUCUUUUCAGCACCUCCUGCCACAGUUUUAGCAGCUCACCCCCUCCACCUGGUCCCAGCCUCAUCCUUCCACACUGUUCACCCUCACCAUCAUGUUCCUGGGUUAGCUCUCCAUCCUCUGCCUCCCACCUCUCUGCUCCCCACCAUGCUUAGUCCAAUGCCCAUGGCUGCUACCACUGCUGCUGCUGUUGCUGCUGCCAGCACUCUGCAGAUCCACCCCCUACUACACCCUCUGUUUCACAGCCAGGACCUUCAACGCCACCCAGGACCAACUACUUAG
This is a messenger RNA of Myxocyprinus asiaticus (Chinese sucker), 4527 nucleotides long. Its product is annotated as zinc finger protein 804B-like. Gene Ontology annotation, cellular component: nucleus. The transcript has 4 exons. NCBI's taxonomy places the organism in Eukaryota, Metazoa, Chordata, Actinopteri, Cypriniformes, Catostomidae. The record is from RefSeq and is a predicted model, not a curated record. The coding region runs from base 637 to 4527 and encodes 1296 amino acids.